AUGGCUACAUUAGAAGAACGUUUUAAAGCAGCAGUUGAAAUUGUUCAAAAAUUACCAGCAAGUGGUCCAUUAACAACAUCAAAUGAUCAAAAACUUGCAUUUUAUUCCCUCUAUAAACAAGCAACUAUUGGAAAUGUUAAUACUGAAAGACCAGGAUUUUUCAGUAUUGUUGAAAGAAAGAAGUGGGAUUCUUGGAAAGAGAAAGAAGGUAUUUCUAAGGAAGAUGCAAUGGAACAAUAUAUUGAAGUAUUAUUAGGAACAUUUGAUAAUAUUGAAGGAAUUAAUGUUGGUGAAUGGCUUAAUGGUCCUGAACUUGAUCCAUCAAUUAAAAAGAAUCUUGCCAUUCUUGGAAAAAUAUUUUAA
Molecule: messenger RNA, 363 nt
Organism: Strongyloides ratti
Lineage: Eukaryota; Metazoa; Nematoda; Chromadorea; Rhabditida; Strongyloididae
Product: Acyl-CoA-binding protein, ACBP domain and FERM/acyl-CoA-binding protein, 3-helical bundle domain-containing protein
Exons: 2
Coding region: 1-363 (120 amino acids)
Biological process (GO): fatty acid metabolic process
Molecular function (GO): fatty-acyl-CoA binding
Source: RefSeq, a predicted model, not a curated record